AUGUCUACCAUAGCUUCACCGCGUCCAAGCUCUUCCAUACGGAGCCCUUCCUCUACCCGCGCAUCCUUCGAAGGUUCUGCUCGUCCACCCUCGACUACGCGACGUAACCGGGCCGCUCUACGUGACUACUAUGGUCUAAAAGCUGCGAAAGAUAACGAAGCAAAGAUCUCAGAAGAAUCAGCAAGGACAGAACUAGGCCCUGAAGAAGACGAAACCUUGACAGAGCUUGAUGCCACCAAUUUCGAUGCAGACGCAUAUGUGAAUAACCUGUUCACGAAGGAAGGCUUGAAGGGCGUGCUGAGAGUGGAAGCAGAUUUGAUAUCGCAGAUACGAAACCUUGACAGCGACCGCAAGUCUCUCGUUUACGAUAAUUAUUCCAAGCUUCUCUCCGCAACCAGCACCAUCCGCCGCAUGCGCGGCAAUAUGGACCCUCUUGCACCUACCACGCAUACCCUUGGUCCUGCCAUAGCACACAUCGCUGAGACCGCCGGUUCAUUGUCAUCCUCGAUGCAGGCACUGCCCGCAAAGCCGCAGGGCUUGGGUAUCGACAUACAGGUCGAGGACGAAGAUAACAACGUCUCGGAGGUGGCUACGAAGCAGAAGCAGAAGGAUACAGUGCGCUGGGUCCUGGAUACUCCACGGAGACUACAGGAGAUGAUCGACCAGGAGCAGGACGAAGAAGCAGAGAAAGAGUGGGGAGAGAUCAGCCAGAUUCUGCACAAGUGGAGCGCUGUUCCGGGUGUACAGGAGCUGAGGCAAAAGUGCGAGACCAUCAUGCAGGAGGAUGAAUCCGAGUGA
This is a messenger RNA of Didymosphaeria variabile, 798 nucleotides long. RefSeq lists its product as uncharacterized. The transcript has 2 exons. Lineage: Eukaryota; Fungi; Ascomycota; Dothideomycetes; Pleosporales; Didymosphaeriaceae. The record is from RefSeq and is a predicted model, not a curated record. Bases 1 to 798 code for a protein of 265 amino acids. Gene Ontology annotation, biological process: lysosomal transport; Golgi organization; Golgi vesicle transport. Gene Ontology annotation, cellular component: EARP complex; membrane; GARP complex.